ACAUAGUGAAUUUAUAGCAUUUAAUGGUCGCAUUUUAAUAGUUAAAUUCCAAUAUUUUAUUUUUUAUUAUUCAAUCCAAAUGUUGUUUUAACAUUACGGAUAUAUUUGAUAGGAACUAACAUUUUCAUCCAUGGCUGUAUUUAAAUAUAUUUUAAAUUGACUUCGGUUAAAUUUUAAAAAUAAUAAAACAAGUGACAAGACAAUGUUCAAUGUACUGACUCAGUUAUUCAGACUCAUUUGUUUUUAAUUUAAAUUGUAACUUUAGUUGUUUAGAAUUUAAAUUUAACGACUUAAUACUAGGCCUACUUAAUUAACUUUCACUUAAGUACUUUACUAACUUUAAGUACUUUGUAACUUUACAAAGUAAAUUGAGAACUGGUAGGCUAAGGCCUAGGGCAAAAUCAGCUUUUAUUUAUCAUGGCCUAUCUUAGCCUAGCUAGCAGCUAGGCUAGUUGCCACUGGGCCAAUGUAAGUGUAAGGAAGCAAGCCUGUGCUCUACCUUCGCAACCGAGUACACUGUACAGUAGUCUACAGGAGGGAAAGGGGCAACUAUGGCUCUUGCUGCAUAUGUGGCUGGGAUUGGCUCUUGCUGCAUGUCCGGCUGGGGGAUAUGAUAAAGUUACAAUUAUUAUUAUUAUCAUCCCAAAUUAUGCUUUAGUCUUAAGCUACAAUCAUGCCAAAUUAACUUAUUAGUAGGCUUGGUCCUUGAUUCAAUGGAUGAAAGAAGCAUUAUUUCACUUUUACCCAUUGCGAAACAUGCUGAAGGCAUUUCUCAUCCUACAAUACACAAAACUGGUCAUUGGGCUGAUUGUGUGAUUUUGUUUAUAACAAGGUUGGGUAAGACCUGGGUUUUACAACAUUUUGUGUAAAUAGCUUUGGGAUUUGUUGUAAGUAGGCUUUUGUAUUUUUUUUUAAAUCCACAUUUUUAAAUCUCUUGAAUCCCGUGGUUAGUGAGCUAUGUGGGGUUUAAAAGUUAGAUUACUUUUAUUGGAUUUGUGAUUGUGUUGUACAAAAAAAUAAAUUAUAUUUUUAUUCUCUCACUAUCCCCCCCUCCCCCCAUACUUUUGUAAACAAUAUCAUCAAUUUCUGGAGAUGUUCCACAGUCAUGUUAAUUAUGAAUUUGCAUCUACUGCAUUAAAGUAAAAUGCAAACUUCUCAUACUUAGAUUUCAUAAAAAGCUCUUAAAAUUAUUAUGUGGUGCUUACCCAUCACCAUGGCCUUCUGUAGUCAAUUGGUCCAGAGCAAGCUUUUGUUCACCGAUUUUAUCUUGGGUUUAAUAAUAUCCAGUCGAUUUUUAAUUUUUCCCCUUUUCUUUCACCUUCUAAAAUUAAGUUCAAUAUACUUCAUUGUUACAAAAUGUACAUUUCAAAAGUCUACAUGAACUUUUAAAACACUGUAGCCCUAACUCAUAGAUAUUCUUACACUUAGGCAAGACUGAAUCUAAAAAAAGACAGCAUAAAAAUAAAAAAGGUAAAUGUGAUUCCAUUAGGGAAUUAGUAAUGAUUACAAUAUUCAUUUGGUUUUGAUUCAGUGCAUUGAACUAUAGAAACACAAUGGAAACACCAUGGGCAAUUGCCUGGCAAUUUUUUCAGAGGCAAACAUCUGCUUGUACAAAGAAAGGAUUUGAACAUUCUUGGACACACUCAAUAAAUAAGAUUUUUUUAAAAACAUUUUUAGACUUUACUUACUUAGAUGUUUAUGUAUCUUUAAAAAAAUUACUAACUGGCUUUCCUUAUUCCUUAUAAUAUUUUUAUGGCAAUUUUGGAGGCUUUAAACAAGUAUGCUCAAAAUGUUAAAUCUUGCAGUUGAAUGGCCUCAUCUCAGAAGAAAAAGAGAGACAUUGAGACUUCUGAUAAAACUGUUGAUGACCUUGAGGGGUUAGAGUCUGAGGUUGCAGAAGAAGACAUUGACGAGGAUGAGGAGGCAGACUUCAGUGUCCAGAUGGAUGCCGUGGAGGAGGAGCGAGACGAACCAGAUGAUGCUGAGGAGAAUGAAAUCAUAACAAGAAUUGACAAGAAGACGUUACACGAUAAGUCCGUUGAAGAGGAUUUGUUUAAUGACUUUGAGUUUGUGCAUAAAGAAACUGAAUCAUCAGGAGACCUAGCUGAGGUAAGUUGAAAGGCUGAUAUAAUCAUCUCGAUAACAACAGCCUUUCAAUUUAGUUUUGGUUUAUUUGAAAGAAAUUUAGUUGAUGGACUAUUUAUCGACGGAAGUUUGAUUGAAUGGAAAUUUGAUUAAAUUUUAUUUUCAGUUCACAAGUUCAAAUUUUCGUCAAAUUUCUUUUUGAAUGCAUUAUUUUGUUUUACUAUAUAGUAUAGUUCAUUCAAAAAGAAAUUUGCCAAAAAAAAUUUCCCGAUAGCCAGUUUUGGUAGCUUACAAAGACCAUUUUAAAAGAAUACAUAUUUUAGUUGCUCUUCAUAUUAUCAUGCAAUCAGAGAAAUUUUGUGUUAUUACAGUUUUCAUUUUCCUAUUUGUUAAUGUAAGUUGAAAAAAAAUGAAAGAAUUGAAUAAAAGAAAGAAAAAAGAAUGUAGCCACAACUAAUUUUAUUUUUAAAAAUUAUCAAUUAAAAAAAAUAGCCAACUUUUUUAGUUUUUAAGAGGAAAAAAAAAGCUUAUGGGCAAAUGUAAGACCUGGCCACUUCCUUGAUUUUGUGUGGCCUGAGACCUGCUACACAUGAGUUUGGUGAUUUAAUUUGUAACAGCUCUGUCAUGCAAGGAACCUUCACAUGAAUAGACAGUGGUAUCAACAGGACAGGGUGACUUUCCUUGUUGAAUUCUUUUAUGUGGUACUGACUUGCCAUGCCACCUCACACCUCUGAUCUUAUGCCACCUGAUGCAUAUUUGUGGGAAAUGUCAAUGGCAGUAUUAAACUGUGAAGAUCAGGCAAAGAACUGUGCCUGCAUUACGCAAGAAAAUAGUCUCCUUUUCCAGGCUUCUGCAGUAACCAUUUUUCAGUGAUAUUUUUGAAAUGUAUGCAAGUGAUAUAAACACAGGGGGGUGAUGAACAUUUACGCUAUGCAUACUGUGGUAAAUCAACAUAGCUAAUAGUGGGUAUUUCAGUUUCUAUCAGGAGAAAUAAAUUUAUAGAUGACGACAAGGAAAUAUUGUUAGCCUUUUCUUCCAGUGCUCCUCCUUUUGGAAUGGGCUUUACUUGUUUGUAUAGUCUUUUCUUUUCAGUACUGUUGAAUGUGUGGUACUUGUUUGCAUAUAAAUCUUAGUAGUUUUAAGUUGUUGUUUUUUAUAUGCUUGUGAUUGUGCCUGGGUCAAAUCUUGCAUAACAAUUUUGACCUACCUCCUCAUGUCCAACUGAGCAGCUGAAACAAGGAAACAUUGAGUUCAUGGGCGCCCCACACUUUAUUAAUUUAUUCAUAUGACUGUGACAAAAGUUUUGGAGAACAUUUAUUUUAUACUUUUUAGUACAUUUUUCAGGUGUGUUUUUUUGUUUUUUUCAAAUUAUAUUUUUUAUUAUUAUAUUAAAUAAUUCAUUUUUAUAUAUGUACACUGUAUAUUAUUUUUAUUUUCCUUUUAAAGGAAGUGAGUGUGGACAUAGGUGGCUGGUCUGAUGGCGAUAAAGUUUGUACGGCAGCAAUUAACACCAGUCACAAAUUUACUUGCAUCGACUACCCCGGUGUGAUCAAGAAUGUUGAUAAAGUGAUAGAGACACUUGGUGGCGUCCAAGACAUUUGUACCGUAGGUCGAAUCUUUUUGUUAUCAAGUAUGCGUGCAUAUUUAGCAUUCAGAUUUAGUUGUUUCUUACGUCAGAAUAACAUCAUCGCCAGCUUAAAAAAUGUAUUGCACAAUGUAAACAGUAUAUCUAUUUAUUUUUAUAUAUAUGUAUGUCUCCAUAAAGAGGCAAUAUUUUAAUCACCCAAAUCCAUAUAUGUCUAGAUUUUUGGAGCAUUACCUUUUUUAAUGGGUCUGUUAUAGCACACUUGGGUGUGUCCACUUUCAAUGGGUCUGUUGUAACACACAUGGAUGUGUCAGCUUUCAAUGGGUCUGUUGUAACACACAUGGAUGUGCUAGCUUUCAAUGGGUCUGUUGUAACACACAUGGAUGUGUCAGCUUUCAAUGGGUCUGUUGUAACACACAUGGAUGUGUCAGCUUUUAAUGGGUCUGUUGUAAUACACAUGGAUGUGUUAGCUUUCAAUGGGUCUGUUGUAACACACAUGGAUGCGUUAGAAAACUUUCACAGGUGUAUCACAACAGUUUGAAAUAAAGGGGAAUAAAUCAUUUCAUUUUGGGAGACAUUUUUAAAGUUAUAUGAGUCAAAUAAUAAAAUUUAACAAGUUUAUCCCAUCAGACAUACACAUUUCUUGGUCUGCUUGUCUUUCUGUCUUACCUAAUGCAGAGUUCAAAAUAGCCCCAUGAAAAAAGGCAUAGAAUAAAUAUUCAUGUUUAUUUGUGAUUAAAUUGUACACUGUCUGAAAUUGUUGUCUUCCAGAGAUAUUUAUAGACUAUUAUUUCAUGCCCAAGAUAUGUUAAAUAUUAUAGAUGAUCUGCUGACCAAAUCUAAUCUAAAACUAAUUAAAAAAAUCUAAUCUUUUUUUAAUGUUCAAUGCCUUUCCCAGUCUUGGAUUAAUAUCUUUAAAGAUAUCUUCUCUGUUUUGAUUAUUUUCAAUUAGUUUGAUUAGUUUGAAUAUAUGCAGAUCAGCAUAUAACGAAAUUAGAAAAAUCAGCACCAUUAGACACCUCCUCUCCUUUGAUGCCACAAAAACUCUCGUCUCUUCACUCAUUCUUUCAAAAUUUGACUACUGUAACAUUCUUCUCUCAGGCAUUCCUCAACACCACAUAGAAAAACUUCAGAAGGCACAGAACUCAGCAUGCAGACUCAUUUUUAAAUUAAAGAAACAUGACCACAUUCAACCACACAUGCGGCAACUCCACUGGCUUCCAAUAUCCUCUCGCAUCAAAUACAAGUCUUCCAAUCUUUGCUUCAACUCGUUCACUGACCCUCACUUUCCUGUCUAUCUCUCUGAACUGUUGCUUCCUUACAUCCCCACAAGACAACUACGUUCUUCCAUUGACAGUAGAACCCUCUCAAUCCCAAGAACUAAAACUAAGACCAUCGGUGAACGCUCCUUCUGCUUCCAUGGGCCCACGUUCUGGAACCAGCUCCCCUUCCAUAUACGUCAUAGUGAAACCUCGUCCAUUUUCAAAAAGUCCCUUAAAACUCAUCUGUUUAGGUCCGCCUAUGACCUGUGAUGCACCCUCCUUGCCCUACCUAAUUUUCUGUUUCGGUUUAAUCCUGAAGUGUCAAAGUGUCCUCUUUUUAUAGCCAUUUUCAUUGUUUCUAUAGAAUAGUAGUUACUAUCCUAGUGUCUCAUUUGUAUUUACUUAGUUUACAUGUUUUAAUAACUGUAAAGCGCUUAGAGCUUUAUGAUAAGCGCUAUAUAAAAAUGCCUAAAUAAAUAAAUAAAUAAAUUAGACUUUUAAUUGCAAAUGAUAAGAAUUGCAAUAGGUUGUUUUUAUUUCAUCGCCUUGGUAAUUCUCACCUAUCACAAGCUACUUAAUCUGAUGACAGGCCAUAAAGGAAAAUCACAGGUUGGAAUUAUCAUUUCGUCCCAGGGAUCCAUACAGCAAAUGCACAUUGUCAACAAUGAACCACACACGCAACUUGCUUGUGACCAUUCGGAGAAGACGGAAACUUGUUGGUGCAAACAGUCCAAUAGGAGAGAGCUAUGAAUAUCAAAUCGAGGUGCAGGGGAUCGUGGAGAGGGUGCACACUUUUGACAGUAAGUUAUGCCAGUCUUUAAACCUGAUUGAUUUAGCAUUGCUUUUUAAUUUAUUACUAGAAUAAAUGACCCGAUGUUAUUGGGAUGGUAAUGGUAGGUCCUUUGCAAUAGUUUCUACCUGCUAUUGCAAAAUCUCAUCACAAUUCCUAACUUUAAAAAGAAGUAUCUAUGUAAUGAUAUUUCCGUUUCUAACAUCAUAAAGUUUUGAGAAGUAUUUAUCAGCUAUAUAUUAUAAGCCUAGUCUACUCCCUUUCACGCCCCUAAACUACAUUUUUCCCUCUAAACGGGACCUUAAAUUACACAAUCUAAAUUAUCUCUAAUUAUAUCACUUUUGUCACUAAAGAAUUUACUUUAGGGAUGAUUUCUACGCUAGAGAAUUAAUUUAGAUUUUCCCCUUUUCAUGUCCUUGAAUUCCAACUUUUGUUCUCUAAAAAUUGUUAAAAACAGUAUCUUACAUGUACAACAAAAACUCUAUUCAUGAUAUAUAAAUAUUUUAUAUUAAAGGAAGUUGUUAUAUUUCUAUCUUCAUCAAAAAUGUAAAACACAUUUUUGCCUUGUUUUUUUAUUUAAGUAUUAUCAGAAAAUCGUAAAACAAAGAAUUCUUUUAUCUAAAGAAGAAUCUGUAUUAUCAGAAAAUCGUAAAACAAAGAAUUCUUUUAUCUAAAGAAGAAUCUCGCAACCGGUUUUUCACGUCUAUAACAGACUUGAGAGUCUUUUUUCUUAAAUUGUUAAUCUCAUAAAAAUGCACACCCACUUUAGUUUUCGCAAAGCAAAAACAAAAAUAUAUUUUCAUUUUUAAAAAAAGAAAAUAAUAACCAAUCUAAAUUUUUUAAAAUUAAAUUCUCAAGUGUGUAAAAUGAUUGAGUUUUGAUAUUUAUAGGUAUACUUUAAUAAAUUUACCGACAUUUUGUUAACACCAUAGAUAUUCUUAAUUUGUAAAAAUAUGUUUAUUUGUAAAUAAGGAAUGUAACAUCUCUUUUUUCACAAAUGUAAUACCAUUUGAUUUAAAUAUAUUGCCAUCCACGUAAAAAUGUACACAGGUUAUUUCCUACCUCCGAUAUGUAUGUACCAAAGAAGGUUAAUUAUUUAUCAAAUUCAUUCCUUAUUUUGAGACGUAUCUUGUGCUGCCUGGGGCAAAUUGACUAACCCCCCCCCCCCCCUCCCUCAGACUUAGAUAAAAUUAAUAAAAUCUUCCACCGGAUUGUAGUCCCUNCAGCAGGGUGAGUCUAGCCCCCUAUGCCCCCCCCCCCCCAAAUUACCCCUCCCCGGUCCCACGUAUCGGGCCGCGGAGCGGCACGUUGGAGAUGCCCACUCGUCAGGACUAAAACUUCCAUACCAAAACUAACAAUUUGCACUUCAUAUGUUUCUUUCUUAUUUGGAUGAGUUAUAAGUAGAUUAGUGAAUGAUAUGACUAUUGAGUUUUGCUGCACUGAUUGAUUUAUACUGCAUUUUCUUAAUAGAAGUAUAAAGGUUAACUUUUUUUACCUUAUAAAUUUAAUAAAAGUAUAUUUUUGGAAUUUAAAAAAGGUAAAAGUUAUUAAUUGUUAAUACAAAGCUAAAAUUUGUGUUUUAUUAACAAUUUAAAAAACAAUCAAUUAUAUUUAUUAAUUUUACUUUUAAGAAGGGGGAAAUACAUUAUCAGUUUUAUAACGCGCAGUUAUUAAAUCAAAGAAAUUUAAGAGUUUUGACUAACAUAGGUGAUUCCUGCUAUGAGUCAUUUACAUGUUUAGUUAGAACAAAUUAAUUUUAAUUUUAUUUCGCAAUAUUAACAAUGCACUAAAAACGCACUAAAACAACUAAUGUUUGGGUUUUCCCGAUAAAUGUGAUUACGAUGUAAUUCUUAGAUCAUAAUUUUCCAUUAAAUUUUGUGUGCAUAACUUUUAAAUUCAGAUAAAAUGCUUAAAAUUUCCUUAGUUGUUACUUUAAAUGUAUUUGUAAUUCAUAAUAAUAAUACUUUAACUUUUACUAAAAUAAAAGCAAAUUUAUUUUAUUUUUUCGCACUUAAAUUUAUACGAUUUCCGUAAAAUAAUAGAAAAUAACUUUGAUUGUUUUUAAGAAUCCUAACGUAUCUAAAUCUUUUCAGUUCUGUGGAGUUACGUCAGUAUAGAUCAUUCUUUUACAUACUCAUUGCUGUUUCUUGUUUUGUCUUAUCAGCUGAAGAUGGUAUUUAGCCACAAGAUCCUUGUAACUGCCCUGUCUCUUUUAUCAAGCCUAAACAUAUCUUGUUCUGCUCUUCAUUUUGUUUACACCCCUUGAAUGCAGCCACUCAUAUAUCAAUAAAUUUAAUACCUUUAAAUUGUGCAUUACUUGCUCUAAAUUUUAGCAUUUGCUUCAAUGAGGGGUUGGCACUAAAAUUGAUGGUAACACCUUUAGAAUAAGUAUGCCGGCUGCCAAAAGAAAAUUCUCAAAAUUUCAUAAUUAGAUUUAAUCCUAGUAGGAUCAAUAAGUGGCAUUUUUAAGAAAAAAUUAAAUUAAACUUCACCGGAUUGAGAUACAAUUUUUUUUUUUUUUAAUCUGUCCCCCAACUCCCAAAAUGCUAAUAAAAACUUUCUUGAAAUCUUUUCAAAAUAUAUGUACAUAGCUAUGACCUGUCAAAGCUAAAUAUUAUGUAGUAAUCUGAACUAUGAUUUCGCAUAGACAAAAACAAAAAAAUAUUUACAAAAUGUAAUACCAGCUGGAUUUUUGUUGGGGUUAUGAUUUCAGAGAUGGUAGACUUUCAAUACCUACCAGUGAUCAAACUGCCCAGUGGUCAGUACAAGGAGAUUCUGUCAGCCAUUCAACCCAAGAUUGAUGAUGAAAGGGAUGAAUAUCUGUCCAGGAAGACGCCACUCUUCCUUCCUCCGUAUUCUUUUUCCAGGCGGGAGGCGCCCAUAAACUUCUACUUUGAAACAGAAGCUUACCAAACUGGUGAUACUGUACUUGGACAUGGUGAGUUUACCUGUCAGGUGAUACUGUCCUUGGACAUGGUGAGUUUACCUGUCAGGUGUUACUGUACUUGGACAUGGUGAGUUUACCUGUCAGGUGUUACUGUACAUGGGCAAGGUGAGUUUACCUGUCAGGUGUUGCUGUACAUGGACAUGGCAAAUUUACCUCUCAGGUGUUGCUGUACUUGGACAUGGCAAAUUUACCUCUCAGGUAUUUGUAUACUUGGACAUGGCAAGUUUACUUGUCAGAUGUUCUGGGCAUGGUAAGUUUACGUGUCAGGGGAUACUGUACAGAAGAUAAUCCAUUUGAAUUAUGGGAUGAACAAAUCCUUUCAGGGUCAAAGUAAGGCAGUAGAAGAGUAGACUCAUUUCCUACACAAAGCAACGUUCUACCAUAAAAUGCCUUUCCUGCAAGACUUCUAAUGUUAACUGCUAUAUGUAGGGGAUUUCUUGGUUAUUUUAACUGUGUUGUUAGUAGGUGUUGAAGGCAGAUAGUAGAAUUCAUCAUAUCACUGCCUUGAACAUCUCUCUCUCUCAUGUUUUCAUAUUUCAUUAGUUCUAGUUGUUAUAUCAACCCACACAUGUUUUCAUAUUUCAUUACUUCUUGUUGUUGUAUCAACCAACACAUGUUUUCAUAUUUCAUGAGUUCUUGUUGUUAUAUAUCAAACCACACAUGUUUUCCCCUUCAGAGAGAAAGAAACGAUUAGCUGGGGUCAUCCAUCUUAUCUACAGUGACCACAGUGUCCCGAACAGCCCUCACCAAGAUGCAAUCAACAACUUGGCCAAGCUACCCCAGCACAACCUCACAGACAGCAAGCUGGCCAUGGAGAAGGUCAGUUCCUCAUAUUGGACACCUUAUUGUUGUAUUUUGUUAUGCAAUAGAAUAUUUAUUUUAUUCAGCAAAGGCCACUCCUAUGCCUGAUUUAACUUUGUGACACUAAAGCAAAUUUUUUACCCUGCUGAACUGUUAUGUCACAAGAAUAAAACUUUGGAAUUAUGAAAAAAUAAUCCAUUCUGCUUUAUGACUUCUUUUUCUUUAAUUAUUUCAUCACUCCAUUUUAAAAAGUGUUAAAAUUAAAGCAAUGUUGAUUGAACUGUACUUUAUUUUUUUUUUUCAUUAUUGGCUUUCAAAUUCAUAGUAGACUCUGUCAAAUAGUUUUGCCCUCAGCACAUUUAAAAUUUCAAAUUUAAUAAACAUCUUUUUAUUUUAUUGUUCAUUAAUUAUUCUUUAUUAAAUAUUUGAAUGCAUGUAAUUUUUUUAUGUUUGCUUCACAUUAAAUAUGCAAUGGAAACAAAUGUUUUCUCUGUUUAAAAGUAAACCACCAAAUGUAAACUGAACUAUUUCCAUUGCUUAUCUGCAUAUGUUGUUCAUCUCCCUAACAGCUAUUUGAGGAACGGCCAGUGUGGAAUAAGGCUGGUAUCUUGGCCCAUAUUGACAGACAGUACCACAGGUACAUCCGGCUGCUGCUGCCUGCGUUUGCAUAUUAUUUUGAGACUGGCCCCUGGCGUAACUCCUGGUGCAAGUUCGGUUACGAUCCACGUAAGGAUCCAGCAUCUAAAAAAUACCAGGCCCUGGAUUUCAGAUUACGGACAGGUAAGUUUGACCGAAUGAAGUACGGGAUAAUUCCAGCACCCGUACCGGUAACUUAGAUUGAAUCAGGACAACAAAAGAGUCUGGCAUGUCUCUAUAACAUGUGUUAUUGUAAACCAAAGAAUUGAUUUAUGAGUGUAACACAUUAUGUUUGGAUGCCACAUACAGACUAACAUUUCCUUCUUUUACUCAUUUGUUUCCUUUUCUCAAAUGUAUAUUUUUUCAAUGUAUAAAUCUUUCAUGAACUGAUUCAAUCCCUUACUGGCCAGAUCCAGCCAACCGAAUCGCUGUUUACACCUUGCUUUAUGGAAACUGAAAAUCUCACCAUUGAAAUGAAAAUCUUGUGAGAAACAAGACCGAGGGAGAUUGCUUAGGUUUAUUUUGUUAUUUUUAUUGAUUGGGCAAUUUUUAAAAAAUGUUUUGUUAUGAUCAGGAGUAGUUAAGAAAUUUGUCUUAGUUUGACUUUUAAGAAUUUACACAACACAUGCAUUGGGAAAUGAUGUGAUAAAACCAAUUAUGAAUGAAAAUCUUUUUUAUUUCAUGGAAGUAAACUGCAAAAUAGAUUUCUUUUCCUUUUUUUUCUUUUCCUGAACCUAUGUACGGUAAAUUGGAGUUGUUUCCCUUUUGCCUGGGGGGGGGGGGGGGGGGUGGUUCAAAUGAUAAAAUUUCUGAGUGCCCAGAAUUGAAUGGGUUAAUAAUUAAUAUUUAUUUUUUACUGAAGAGAUGGCCUCAUUGUUUGUAUUGUCAACAUAGCUGCUAAAAGGAACCAGGUCGAGGCCAAAAGAGGCAUAGAAGUUUCCAGAAUGAGCGUGCUGGCACAGAAAAACACCCACCAGAAGCUUGCCCCCAUCCACCACCUUGACCUUGAAUCCAGGGGCAGUGAGGAGAAGCUCAGUCCUAAAGGAUUGGUGAGUCUGGAUAUCUGUGAUGUCUUAGUUGGCUUCUCAUAGUUAUCGACUUGUUAGCCAAGAGACCCAUAUCAUGGGACUGGUGAGAUUGGAACACCCUUGUGUAGAAGAAAACCGUCUCAUCUGUUUCAGAACUUCAUUUGGGAUGGGUGUAUUCCAAUCCUCCAUUUCAGGGGGAGUAAUUGUGUACCUCUUCUGCCAGCUUCAGAGGAAUUAAAUCGGUUAGCUUUUAUUGGUCUAGCAAUGAACAAUUUGUUCUUUGUUACUGCCCCUGUUACUGCCACACUAGCAUGCCACACUGUUACUGCCAGUGUACAAGUUUGUUUUGGUAAUGUUAUCAAUCUAUUAACUAUAAUAUUCGUUAAAUGGUCUUUGGUUCUUGUUGAAGAAAAAUUGUAAAAAACUUUAUAUUUUUUUUAAAAAUGGAAAUGUUUUAAUUUAGCACCAAAAAAAAUCAUAAUUAUUAACUGAUGAGAAAUGUUCUCCCAUGAUUUUUCCAGGACCUGACCUACAUCUACAGUCCCAACCACCUGCCGCCAUACAGACAGAUGAGGUACCAGGUCUGCGAUGUCAUGCAUGAUGAGGUGCAGAGAAUGAUGCAUGAGAAUGAUGGAAAGGUGAGAAUACAUUAUAUCUUUACCAGACCCAGCAAAGUCAAGAAUAUAACUGUAGACUUAACCAAUCAGAUAAUUGAAUAGAAUGAUACUCUUAUGGUAGCAACAACAAAUAUUCCCCAUUCCCAUGCUGGAGUGAUUCCAAACUUUCUAGGAUUUUUAAAUGUUGUUUUUCUUUGUUAUAAAAAGAAAAUACUGGACAUAAAGUUCCUUGUUUAAACAAGCUGAUAUUAAUCCCUUAACAGUAAGUACCCUCUCCUCCUUCCCUUACAAAAGACACCCUCCCCUUUUUUCAUAAAAUCUCCCCCUUAAAAUAGACACCCUCUCCUCCGUUCCUAACAGAUCCACCUUACAGUAGACACCCUCCCCUCUUUUCCUAAAUUCUCCCCCUUAAAAUAGACACCCUCUCCUCAUUUCCUAACAGCUCCCCCUAAAAAUAGACACUCUAUUCUCCGUUCCUCACAGCUCCCUCUUAAAAUAGACCAGCUGUCAAAGUAUCAACCCAUGUAACCCCCCCCCCCUCAAAACUGUAUUUGCUCUUGUAUUACAGGAAACGGUUUGUACAGAAAGAGAUGGUUGGUGCAUCCCAGACUUCACUGACAUGUGCCGGGACAUCAUGAGUGCUGCCAUUGAGAAACUUUUUGACUUUUAAAUUGUAUAAAUUGGAAAAUAAAUGACCAGAGACA
Lymnaea stagnalis (great pond snail) is the source of this 12455-nucleotide messenger RNA. NCBI's taxonomy places the organism in Eukaryota, Metazoa, Mollusca, Gastropoda, Lymnaeidae. The record is from the annotation of a GenBank genome assembly.